AUGAGUUGUCAGAUCUCGUACAAAUCCCAUGGAAGAGGAGGAGGAGAAGGUGGAGGAAGAUUCUGGGGCUUCAGCAGUGGCUUGGCUGUGGUCUCUGGUGGGAGCCGGAGAUGGGUCAGCUUCUCCUGCUUGAGCUGCCAUGGUGGUGGCAGAGGGGGCUUCAGUGGAGGCGGCUUUGGCAGCCGGAGUCUUGUUGGCCUUGGAGGAACCUAGAGCAUCUCCAUUAGUGUGGCUGGAGGAGGUGGAAGCUUUGGUUCCAGUGGUGGAUUUGGUGGCAGAGGAAGUGGCUUUGGAGGAGGCAGUGGCUUUGGAGGUGGCAGUGGCUUUGGAGGUGGUGGUUUUGGUGGAGGAGGCUUUGGUGGAGGCUACUUUGGAGGUGGUGGUGGCUUUGGAGGCUUUGGGGGCCCUGGUGGCUCUGGGCCUGGAGGAUUCCCUGGUGGAGGUAUCCACAAAGCCUCCGUCAAUAAGAGCCUCCUGCAGCCUCUCAACGUGAAAGUUGAUUGGGAGAUUCAGAAUGUGAAGUCUCAGGAGUGGGAGCAGAUCAAAACACUCAACAACUAAUUUGCCUCCUUCAUUGACAAGGUGCGGUUCUUGGAGCAGCAGAACCAGGUGCUGCAGACAAAAUGGGAGCUGCUGCAGCAGAUUGAUGUCCAUAGCUGCACCGCCAACCUGGAUCCCAUCUUCCAAGCGUUCAUCGACACCCUGAAGAAAUACAUGGAUGGGAUCUCUGCAGAAAGGGCAUCACAAGAUUCUGAGCUGAGCAACAUGCAAGAUUUUGUUGAGGAUUUUAAGAAAUAUGAGGAUGAAAUCAACAAGUGCACAUGUGCUGAGAAUGAAUUUGUGAAACUUAAAAAGGACGUGGACAAUGCCUACAUGAUCAAGGUGGAGCUGCAGGCCAAGAAAGAUGUGCUGAAUCAGGAGCUGGAGUUCCUGAAAGUCCUCUUUGAUGUGGAGCUGUCCCAGAUGUAGCAGAGUAUCACCAACAUCAACGUUAUUCUGUCCAUGGACAACAACUGAAACCUGGACCUGGAUAGCAUCAUUGCCAAGGUCCGGGCCCAGUACGAGGAGAUUGCUCAGAAGAGCAAAGGCAAAGCUGAAGCUCUGUACCACAGCAAGUACGAGGAGCUCCAGAUUACUGCUGGGAAACAUGGAGACAGCCUGAGAGAGAUCAAGGUGGAGAUCAGUGAGCUGAAUUGCAUGAUCCAGAGACUGAAAGGGGAAAUCGCCCACAUGAAGAAGCAGUUUAAGAAUGUGCAGGAUGCCAUUGCAGAUGCUGAGCAGAAGGGAGAACAUGUCCUCAAGGAUGCCAGGCAGAUGCUCUCAGACUUGCAGGAGGCCCUGCAGCAGGCUAGAGAGGACCUGGCCCAGCUACUGUAUGACUACCAGGAGCUGAUGAACACCAAGUUGGCCCUGGACGUGGAGAUCGCCACCUACAGGAAGCUGCUGGAAGGUGAGGAGUGCAGGAUGUCUGCAGACCAGAGCAGCAACAUGACUGUGUCUGUGACAAGCAGCACUGUUUCUUCAAACGUGGCAUCCAAGGUAGGCUUUGGAGGCCGUGCGUCUGGAGGAAGAGGGUCUAGUUCUGGUGGAGGAGGAUAUAGCUCUGGAAGUAGCUGUUAUGGCUCAGGAGGCAGAGGAUCUAGCUCCAGAGGUGGCAGUGGUGGCAGCUAUGGCUCUGGAGGUGGCUCCAGAGGAGGUUUUGGCUCUGGAGAAGGAUAUAGCUCUGGAGGUGGCUCCAAAGGAGAUUCUGGCUCUGGAGGUGGUUCCAGAGGAGAUUCUGGCUCUGGAGGGGGAGGUUCUAGCUCUGAAAAGGGUGAUUAUGGCUCAGGUGAAAGUUAUGGUUCCAGGGUGACCUUCUCUUUCAGAUAA
Trichechus manatus latirostris (Florida manatee) is the source of this 1869-nucleotide messenger RNA. RefSeq names its product keratin, type II cytoskeletal 2 epidermal. Gene Ontology annotation, molecular function: structural constituent of skin epidermis. The record is from RefSeq and is a predicted model, not a curated record. Gene Ontology annotation, cellular component: keratin filament. Gene Ontology annotation, biological process: keratinization; intermediate filament organization. Lineage: Eukaryota; Metazoa; Chordata; Mammalia; Sirenia; Trichechidae.